Molecule: messenger RNA, 648 nt
Organism: Rotaria socialis
Lineage: Eukaryota; Metazoa; Rotifera; Eurotatoria; Philodinida; Philodinidae
Source: the annotation of a GenBank genome assembly
AUGACAUCAUCUACUUCUUGUAAAUCUUGUCGUCGUCCUAAUUGUCGCCAGUCAGGAUGUACUUGCACUCAAACUCUACUUACUCGUUCAUUAAAUCGUGAUUUACUUUCAUUGAAAUCUAAAUCGUAUUUUUCUGAUUUUACAAUUCAAGUUGGCGAAUGUAUUUAUCCUGUUCAUCGAUGUAUACUUGCUGCUCGAUCUGAUGUUUUUCUUACUAUGUUUCAACAAAGAGAUACAACUGAAAUGGCUACAUCUAUUCUUAUGUUAAACAAUUAUAAUUCAUCAUCUAUUGAUUUAUUUCUUCAAUACUGUUAUUCAGAUAUAUGUGUAUUUACCGAUGAAACAAGAGCAGAAGACGUACUUGAAUUAGCUGAUAAAUAUAAUAUUGAAAGUUUAAAAAACUUAGCUGAAGAUUACUUUACUUUGAAUAAAAAUAAUUGUCUUCGAUUAUUAAUGCUUGCCGAUCGACAUAGAGCGACACGAUUGAAAGACUUAACACUUAAAUUUAUCAAUAAUAAUUUAGGACAAAUCUUUUCUGAAACAGGUACAGCUGAUUGGAGAACAUUUCGUCAAACAUAUCCAUAUCUAGUUGCUGAUCUUUAUGAAAAAGCAGUCAAUUUAAGUUCCACGUUAUCUGGGAAAGGAUGA